AUGGUCGCAAACGCCGAGUCCUCAAAAUUCAGCGUCAACGAGCGCCUCGCCCGCGCGCGAGAGGAAGACCUCCGACGAUGUCGAAACAUCCAAGCCAAGCUAGCCCGAGCGCAACUGCACGAUGCUCAUGAGCCACCGCUCGCUCUCGGAUCCGCCGCAACGCCACCCAAGAUGCACCACUCGAUCCCCGUGCACGUCACAUCAUCGUCGUCACGGACAGGACUCAUGUUCAUGUCGUCCACCGAACAGGCACAGCGCGAACGCGAUCAGCGGUCCAGGGAACGUCAGUUGAAGCGUCAGGUGGCAGGUCCCAUCCCACCGGAAUCGUGGCGUGACGACUUCGAUCGGUUGAGCAUACGAAAGGGUGUUGCGAGUCACUUUGAUUGGCAGAGGCUGCAGGAUCUGGUCUCGUCGGUUGGCAGGGAGGGGGAAGAGGGCAGUGGAAGUAGGGUUGGGUCUGAUGUGGAUCGAGUUGGUCGACGAGGUGUGAGGGAGGUACAUGGUGCAACGUGUGCAGGCCUUCGCUGGAUGUACGAUGGAGAAGGAGCACAAGAGGGAAGCAAGACGAUGCUUGGGCUGAGAGACAUGACCUUGUGCGUGAUUGCUGAUGCUCUCAACCGUCCGCAUCGGGGCAAGGGUAAAGAGCGGAACGCAUUCGGGGAGAUGAACCGAUCGCAGCUCAGGGAGGUUCUCGAGUAUCUGCCGAUACACAUGCAGCAGCGCAUGCUGACGCUGUGCGGACGACUCGCUGCUACCGAGUGGCCAUUGAGCGAGUGGACUGCUCAGGCCAUGAUCGAGCUGCACACGCGGAGGACCACCGAGCCUGACAUCAACGACGAACGGCAACCAGGUGAAGCAGAAGACGACUGGGAGACAAGUUUCGACCCCGACCGACACCCUACCAACCACCUCCCCAGCACACCCAGCGAAGGCAGCACCGCUCUCGACCUCUCCUUCUCCACCACCUCAUCCAAAACAAUCACUCGCAUGCUCUCGACCUUCUGCACCGGUCCAUCCGGCACAUCACUCCGAAUGCUCAGCCUCGCCGGCACUGUCUCACUGGACACCCCCGCCAUGCACGCCAUCUUCGCACGGCUCCCCAACCUCACAGCGCUCAGCUUGGCAGGCUCACAACUAUCUUCGGCCACGGCGGAUGAGUCCGAGAGGGAGGACCAUCAACGGGCGGCGGUGUUUCUGCGCAAGCUCAGUCGGAGCUUGGGUAAGCUGGAGAUGUUGGAUCUGAGUUGGUGCGGAUGGGUGUGCGCGGAUGCGGUGCAGGCGGUGUCUUGGGCGAACAGGACGAUGGUUGCGUGGCCGAGGUUGGGGAGGUUACUUCUGACUGGGUGUCCGGCGGUGACAGAUCCGAGAGAGGGCGAGAAGCGGCGGCAAACGACGUUUGAUGGGAAAGCAGCGGGGAACUACGUCGGCCAGUGGCAUGCAAGGCAUUCGCAGCGACCUACGGAGACGUCACACGCGUCCAUACCAGCAGGUGCUCUGUACGAUGCCUACACAGACACGCUCCAUCGCGAUCCCUUCGAUCUCUUCUCCACAGCCACACCGACACCGAGAACCUCAACACGGGCGACGUUCGGUGACUACACCAACAACGUCAUCCAACCUGCGAUCAUCACUCACAUGACCCCAUCGAGCAACAACGAUGGUGGUAGCGCAGCAACGUUGAUGGAGUACGUGCGGUGUCCUAGGUCUGCUGGGAAGGUGGAGAUGUGGCAGUGGCAAAGAGUGCGGAUCCUACAAGCUUUGCGGGGGCGAUCGCAGCCAUUCUCGCGAUCUCGAAGCUGGAUCGAAGUGUAUUUCUGA
This is a messenger RNA of Pseudozyma hubeiensis SY62, 1818 nucleotides long. Its product is annotated as pre-mRNA splicing factor. Bases 1 to 1818 code for a protein of 605 amino acids. Lineage: Eukaryota; Fungi; Basidiomycota; Ustilaginomycetes; Ustilaginales; Ustilaginaceae. The record is from RefSeq and is a predicted model, not a curated record. The transcript has a single exon.